Messenger RNA from Achroia grisella, 1731 nucleotides. RefSeq names its product transmembrane protein 104 homolog. Bases 13 to 1500 code for a protein of 495 amino acids. The transcript has 5 exons. NCBI's taxonomy places the organism in Eukaryota, Metazoa, Arthropoda, Insecta, Lepidoptera, Pyralidae. The record is from RefSeq and is a predicted model, not a curated record.
AAAGUCUUAAAAAUGCCUCUCUCUGAGAAUGCAGAUCAAUAUUCAGUGUGGGUUGGUUUAAUCUAUAUAUUUAACUUGAUUGUGGGCACUGGAGCACUGACAUUGCCUGCAGCAUUUGCUCGUGCAGGAUGGGGCCUCAGCACUAUCUCACUUGUGUUCCUCGCGUUUAUGAGCUUCAUGAAUGCUACAUAUGUUAUAGAGACAAUGGCCUGUGCCAAUGCUGUAUACAAAUGGAAAAGACUUCGAGCUUUGAAGAGAGAUAGUAUCCAAGAUCAUGAUUCUGAUGAAGAUGCUAUAAUAUCCCAGCAAAACUAUGGUGAUCUAGAAGAGCCUUUAGUAUGCGGGAACUCUAUUCCAUCUCGCUACUACAGUCUGGACCGGCGAGUGGAACUCGGUGAAAUGGCAGACUUGUUUCUAAAUAAAAUGGGACGGACGAUGUUCUACUGUACACUGUGCAUUUAUUUGUAUGGUGAUCUCUCUAUAUAUUCAGCCGCUGUCGCCAAAUCUGUAAUGGAUGUGGUGUGUUCACCUCUACCACCAAACACAACCGAUUCAGAUUGGGAUCAGAUGCCAUGCUUUAACAACACGGCAAGCGAAGCCGGCGUUGGAGCAUAUACACGGCUACAGUGCUAUCGAGCAGCGUUACUCGUAUUUGCUGUAAUAAUGGGCCCCUUCGUGUUUUGUAAUGUUCAGAAGACCAAGUACUUGCAGUUAUUCACAUCGGGCAUGAGGUGGUUGGCAUUUGCCAUAAUGAUUUCAUUGGCGAUACAUCUGCUAAUAGGAUCCGAACCGCACACGCAGCCACCGGCGUUCGACUUCACCGGCCUGCCGACACUCUUUGGCGCGUGUGUCUACUCUUUCAUGUGCCAUCAUUCACUGCCAGCACUCAUCAGUCCCAUCAGAGGCAAGAAACGAUUGGGACUCCACUUGUCUCUAGAUUACGGUAUUAUAAGCGUCUUCUAUCUCGUUCUAGCCUUCACGGGUGCAUUCGCGUUUCCACAUCUUAACGAUCUGUACACACUUAACUUCGUGCCAACCGACGCUGAUAAUAUAUUUCUGAGGAUCAUAGAGUAUUUCCUUGCCCUCUUCCCUGUAUUUACACUUUCCACUAGUUUUCCUAUAAUUGCUAUUACACUAAGAAAUAAUUUACAAAGCCUCUUCUUAGACACCACUCGUAUUGAAUCGUACAAUAUUAUACUGAGAAAGCUGCUAUUUCCAAUUAUAACAGUGGUUCCCCCUUUACUGUUGACAUAUUUCUUGGAGGAUAUAAGUAAGCUUAUAGAGUUUACAGGGUCAUACGCUGGUACGGGUAUACAGUAUUUGAUACCAACAUUUUUGGUGGUGUUUGCUAGGCGAUAUUGCGCGAAUUUGUUAGGUUUAGGUGUCGUUAAUAUAUAUAAGAGUCCAUUUUCUAAUAUUGCCUGGGCAAUAUUUGUAUUAUUAUGGUCAUGUAUGUGCAUAAUUCUAGUUUCGGUACAUAUGAUUGAAAAGAUAUCGUGACGGUAAUUUGCUGUGAUUUAUAGUAUAUUUACGUUGCUGUCUGCAAUGUCAAAUUGCAAUGCCAUUAAAUUUAUUACUUAUUAUAAUUAAUUAAUGUAAAUUAGCCGCUUGUUAUCAAAUACUUUGUCAUUUAAUGCCACAAUGAAAUGUUCAUUUUUAGUAAAAUUUAUUUACAUGCAAACAUUCCUUACAUGUACGUUACGUCAAUUUUAUAAUUUUAUAUUGUUAAGU